Oncorhynchus nerka (sockeye salmon) is the source of this 2281-nucleotide messenger RNA. Its product is annotated as atrial natriuretic peptide receptor 3-like. Gene Ontology annotation, cellular component: membrane. NCBI's taxonomy places the organism in Eukaryota, Metazoa, Chordata, Actinopteri, Salmoniformes, Salmonidae. Gene Ontology annotation, biological process: signal transduction. Gene Ontology annotation, molecular function: peptide hormone binding; natriuretic peptide receptor activity. The record is from RefSeq and is a predicted model, not a curated record.
UUACCAUAUUUAAACAAGAGGAAUGACCAGAGAAACAGGAGAAUUAGUUAGCAAAACAGAGGAGAUACUUCCAUCAGUUGAGGAGGUUGCAGGAGACUCUCUGUGCAGGAGCAUACACUUCAUACAUUUAGCAUUUUUAUUUCAUUCAUUCAAAGAAAAAGGUUACUUAAUUUAGAUUAUUUAUUUUGGAAGACUCCACAUUGGUAUUUGCAAUUUACCUGUGUACUCGGGAAGUCUGCGGUUCCAGGGACGCAGUUGACUUGGAGAGCGAGAUAAACAUUUAUUCAUGAUUAUAGACAAAGCAUAACUUUUAAAGUUGCAUCAUGCCAUGUUACAUUUCAGUGUGUUUGUACAUUUGGCUGGGGUUGUUACCUGGCCGGACAAGUGCAACAGUGAUUGAGGACAUCGAAGUAUUGGUGAUGUUGCCAAAAAAUAACUCUUAUAUGUUCUCAAUAGCAAGAGUGGCCCCGGCAAUAGAGUAUGCAAAGCAGAGGUUGAAAAUCGGAGGUGGUGUGUAUUCCGGAUUUAACUUUAAUUUGCGCUAUGAGGAUUCUAACUGUGGCAAUGAUGCGCUCUUCUCCCUGGUGGACCGUUCCUGCGAGAAGAAGCCGGACUUGGUUCUCGGUCCGGUGUGUGAAUACGCCGCGGCGCCGGUGGUAAGGAUGGCAUCUCACUGGAACAUCCCGGUAAUAUCGACAGGUGCUCUGGCCAGCGGUUUUAGUGACAAGGAGAAAGAAUACUCUCACCUGACCCGAAUCUCCCCGUCUUACCUGAAAAUGGCAGAAACAUUCUCGGCGAUGUUCCGUCACUUCAACUGGAAAGACGCGUUGUUGAUCUUCGAUGACGACAAAGAGGAGAGGAAUUGUUACUUCACUCUGGAAGGGGUGCACCUCAAACUCAUGGAGGAAUAUCAGACCGUACACAUAGCGAUCAACACUAAAGAAGAGGGCCUGAACGCAGAUGACAUCAUCAACUACAUAUACGAGAGUGAAGUUGUUAUCAUGUGUGCGGGAGCAGACGUUGUCCGAGACAUCAUGCUAGCGGUUCACAGAAGGAGGCUCACCAACGGCAGCUACAUCUUCUUCAACAUUGAACUCUUCAACUCCUCGUCCUACGGCAACGGCUCAUGGAAGCGAGGGGAUAGGUACGACAGUGAGGCGCGACAGGCGUACUCUGCCCUCAACACGGUCACGCUGCUCCGAACGGUCAAACCAGAGUUUGACAACUUCUCCCUGGAGGUCAAGAGAUCAAUUCAGAAAGCUGGACUACCGGACUGUGACGACUGUGACAAUAUCAACAUGUUUGUGGGGUUCCAUGAUGCAUUGCUGCUGUACGCCCUGGCGCUGCACGAAGCCAUCAGGAACGGCCUCACCAAGAAGGACGGAGCAGAGAUCACCUAUCGUAUGUGGAACAGAACAUUUGAAGGCAUCGCAGGCCAGGUGUCUAUGGACUUCAACGGGGACAGAUACGGAGACUUCUCUGUGAUGAGCAUGACCAACACAGAGGCAGGCACCUAUGAGACGGUGUGUAACUACUUUGGUGUGAACGAGAGUUUCCAGAUGCUUCCGGUGUUCAAUCCUGAACUCUUCACACUGAAAGGACGGCACAGAGUGCACCACACAGACCUGCCAGACAAAUCAUGUGGACUAGGAGUAUCUGCUGUUACUGGGAUCGUAGUGGGAGCUCUGCUGGGGACUGCUCUGCUCAUAACCUUCUACUUCAUCAGGAAGAACUACACUAUAACCAUCGAGAGACGUGCCGCCAGGGAGGAACAUGACAUCGGGAAACAUCGUCAGUUACGAGAAGAUUCUGUCAGAUCUACCUUCUCGGCGGCGUAGAGCAUCACUGAGUUCGUCUGUGGCUCCUGACGUUUCCGUUCCAGCGAAGCAUCAUGAGAAUGUGACCAAAGACUCGACCGCUGUCAGAGUACUCAUGCUAUUUAAAGAAAGACAUCAUGUCAUUGUUUUGUGUUUUAAAUUUUUGGGUGUUUUUAACGUUUUGGAAUUUCAUUUUUCUCAGGAAAGUUAGCCGUCACAAAUCACCACUUGUAUCUCGUCUCUGUAGAAGGAUAUACAGUGCCUUGCGAAAGUAUUCGGCCCCCUUGAACUUUGCGACCUUUUGCCACAUUUCAGGCUUCAAACAUAAAGAUAUAAAACAGUAUUUUUUUGUGAUAUUUCAAACUUUUUUAACAAAUCAAAAACUGAAAAAUUGGGCGUUUGAUUUGUUAAAAAAGUUUGAAAUAUCCAAUAAAUGUCGUUCCACUUCAUGAUUGUGUCACACU